Messenger RNA from Penicillium riverlandense, 1389 nucleotides. RefSeq lists its product as uncharacterized. NCBI's taxonomy places the organism in Eukaryota, Fungi, Ascomycota, Eurotiomycetes, Eurotiales, Aspergillaceae. The transcript has 2 exons. Bases 1 to 1389 code for a protein of 462 amino acids. The record is from RefSeq and is a predicted model, not a curated record.
AUGGUUCCUUAUAAAGCUGCCGUUCUGAUGCUCCUUCCGCUGUUGCAGGGGAGCAGUGCAUCGAAUCCGAUCCAGGGCCCGAUUACCGGGGAUACCACGAAGUGUGAAACUUCCAUCCAUCCCCAUGUGACGGCCAUCCAUGCCGAUAUCGUGGCUCCGAGUGGCUCGACGGCUGUGGUCGAGUUUGUGUCGAUCACUUCUGGCAAGGGAUCCACGACGAAGGCAUCGACCUCAACUCCUUCGACUACCUGUUCGUCGACUCGCUGCCCGGUGACCCUGAUACCGGUCAGCUUUCAUCCUACCAUCUCGACUUAUAUUCAGCACCUCACGACCACCUUCACGGUUCCCGCGAGCUCCACGCCGUUCCUUGCAUUCCAUUCCAUCAAGCAAAGUGAGGAGGUCCAUCCCGCGGACAUCAAGCCCAAAGUCUGGGAUGCGCCGGGAGAGAUGACCAGAAUUGGCCACGCCACUAAGGACCACCCGGUCCAAACCCACCCCGCCAAUGGCGCCCUAUCACCGAGCCACUCGAGGUUGAAGGGCACAUCAGGUGGUCAUCAGCAGGUACACCCGCCGGCGAAGUCCUCGCCCGUUCAGCAACCCGAGGUCGGGGCCUCGCCGUCCGUGAGCCACUCGAAGUUGAAGGACACCUCAGGUGUUCAUCCGCAGAUAACCCCGCCGGCGAAGCCCUCGCCCGCUCAGCAACCCAACGUCUGGGCUUCGGCGUCCUUUGAUUUACAGAAUGCUCCCGAUGCUGCUGAGAUGUCCACUAUGUUGGCCACCAUGUCGGGUCCUUCCUCCGAAGCCAUAGCUGAAAUACUAUCUAAGAUAUCCACGGAAACCUCCACAAUGGCAUUUGCGGCCUUGCAGAGCGAGUUGAGUUCUAUCCCAACGAGUUCAACGACUGGAGCCGCCGCGAUCGCCACCAAUGGAUUCGUUCUAGCUGGGUACAUGGGUGACUUGAUCAACAAGGGAAGGAGAAGUGACCACAACGACAAGGAACUCGAGUCGAUGAUGGAUGAGUCUGGCGGCCGGAUCCGCACGUACAUUGAGAACCGCAAGAGCGAGGACAACUCGGGAGGGGGCUCCUCCGAGGGCUCCAGCUGUACCUCUGGCGGCGGGCUACUCAGUCUGCUGAAAUCGGCCUCGUGCUUUGUAAAUGAUCUCGGCAAGGGUAUCAGCGAGGCGAAAGUCGGCCCUCCAAGUUUCCUCGAAAACACCAUCGACAGCGCAUGGGACUGGGUGGAUAAUGAUAAAGUUGACAAACCGGAGCCAACCACAGCAUCCCUGACCGUCACAACCCAUUCAUUGUCGGUAGUCGCUUUGCACUCCGCCUGUAAAGCACAUCUGACGGCGAAUGCUCUAGCGCUCUUGCUAGCGGCGUUAAUGUGA